AUGGAGUCGCAGUUUGCGACGAACCAUCUCGUGCCGUUCCUUCUGACGAACUUGAUUAUGGGGAAGGUGCUGGCGGCGAGGAGUCCGAGGGUUGUUAUGGUUGCUAGUGAUGGGCAUCGGCUGAGUGGGGUUAGGAUUAAGGAUUAUAACUUCGAUAAUGGCAAGGUAUACAAUAGAUACCUCUCAUAUGGGCAGACCAAGACGGCGAAUAUGCUCAUGGCCGUUUCUCUGGCUGAGAAGCUUGCGACCCGGAAUCUUCUCGCGUUCGGUCUGCACCCGGGAGUGAUCUUCACGAAUCUUGCGAACCACCUUCUCGAAGAUCUGGACGGGAGCUUCGAGGAGCUCGCUGCUCUCGACCGCGCGCAGGGUAACCCAGAAGGCUGGAAGAGACUGGACCCGAAACCAUUGGGGACAGCUCGACCCAUAUCUAUGCAGCUUUUGAUCCUGAUCUUGCAGUACCUGACCGACUGCCAUGUUGCAGACCCGUGGGUCGACACAGCCAAGCCAUGGGCUACGAGUCCGCUCGAAGCAGAGCGAUUAUGGAAGCUGAGUGAGGAAUUAGUAGGCGAGAGGUUCAAAUCCUAG
Messenger RNA from Aspergillus fischeri NRRL 181, 585 nucleotides. RefSeq lists its product as uncharacterized. The transcript has 4 exons. The record is from RefSeq and is a predicted model, not a curated record. Lineage: Eukaryota; Fungi; Ascomycota; Eurotiomycetes; Eurotiales; Aspergillaceae. Bases 1 to 585 code for a protein of 194 amino acids.